AUGGCCAAGGUUACGCUGCUGCUGCUGGCGGUGUGGGUGCUGGCUGGGCAGCUGUGGCUGGGGUCCGAGGCCCGGGCAGCACCCUACGGAGUGAAGCUUUGUGGCCGUGAAUUCAUCCGGGCGGUCAUCUUCACCUGCGGAGGCUCCCGGUGGAGACGGUCAGGCUUCCCGGCCCACGAAGCCACGGGGGAGGCCUUCCUGGAUGCAGACGCUGAUGCAGACAGCCUGGCAGGACAGCUGGACGAAGCUGUGGGCUCCAGUGAGUGGCUGGCCCUCACCAAAUCGCCCCAGGCCUUCUAUGGUGGCCAACCCAGCUGGCAGGGGACCUCUAGGGUCAGCCGAGACGUCCUAGCUGGCCUCUCCAGCAACUGCUGCAGGUGGGGCUGCAGCAAAACCGACAUUAGCAGCCUCUGCUAG
Sciurus carolinensis (gray squirrel) is the source of this 417-nucleotide messenger RNA. RefSeq names its product relaxin 3 (gene Rln3). The record is from RefSeq and is a predicted model, not a curated record. Lineage: Eukaryota; Metazoa; Chordata; Mammalia; Rodentia; Sciuridae. Gene Ontology annotation, cellular component: extracellular region. The transcript has 2 exons. Gene Ontology annotation, molecular function: hormone activity. Bases 1 to 417 code for a protein of 138 amino acids.